GUUGGACCUCCUUACGAUUCUCGUGUGUCCUGAUCACUGCGCCAUCUACAGAAAUAAAAUGAAUAAAUUUAAACAGCCGAUACCACUUCUGGUUCAGACUCCGUUCGAUUAACAUCUAGCAGUACCAGACAGGCUACACAAUGGCAGACCUCAGCGCAAGGGAAGUCGAAAAGGCGGAAUUCGCCUUCUCCAUUUAUGACGCCGAUGGCACGAUGGUCGUUGAUUAUGCCGACCUUGGCAAUGUUCUUCGGGCACUCAAUUUGAAUCCUACAAACGCCACCAUAGAGAAACUUGGAGGAACGAAAAAGAAGGGCGAGAAGACGAUGAAACUCGACGAAUUCUUGCCGAUCUACAGCCAAUGCAAAAAGGACAAGGAACAGGGAUGUUACGAGGAUUUCAUCGAAUGUUUGAAACUGUACGAUAAACAGGAAAAUGGAACGAUGCUUGGUGCUGAACUUUCACACAUACUGCUUGCACUUGGUGAAAAAUUAAAUGACGCGGAAGUGGAAGAGGUGCUGAAAGACUGUCUGGACCCAGAAGACGAGGACGGUUUCAUCCCUUAUGCCCCGUUCUUGAAGAAGAUGAUGGUGUUAUUGUAAGAAAGCCGGACCGUCACUAUCGCAAAGAUCGCCCUUCCGUUCCUUCGUAGAUUGUGCGAGAGAGCAGAAUGAAGUGGCAACGCGGCAACCAUAACAUCAGUAUCCAUUCAUCGGCAAACUCCACGUCACCGAGGGACAUGUUCAUUCUUCAUCAUCCUAUUCAUCCUCUGUUAAAAAAAAAAAUCUUCCGAUGCGUUCGAGCGCCACGCUUCUCAUAUUUUUGCACAGAACGACAAGAGACGAUUUGAAUCAACAUUCGUCGUCGUCGUGUUUGGUUGGGAAUUAAUAAACGAGACGUUGAAAACUAACGUGAAAUGCUGCAAUAAUCAAAGAACGCGCUAAAAUCACAUCUGUUUGACUCGAUGAACUGUAUCGUUGAGAUAAUAUGUACUUACAAUAAAUAAGAACGAUGUAUAAUAUACUAAUAUAUACUAUGUUAACGAUGUACGAAAUCGAAUGAAAAGAAAUCGGUGUUACUUGA
Frieseomelitta varia is the source of this 1080-nucleotide messenger RNA. RefSeq names its product myosin light chain alkali (gene Mlc1). The record is from RefSeq and is a predicted model, not a curated record. Bases 141 to 599 code for a protein of 152 amino acids. Gene Ontology annotation, cellular component: muscle myosin complex. Lineage: Eukaryota; Metazoa; Arthropoda; Insecta; Hymenoptera; Apidae. Gene Ontology annotation, molecular function: calcium ion binding. The transcript has 6 exons.